Hypoxylon trugodes is the source of this 1262-nucleotide messenger RNA. RefSeq lists its product as uncharacterized. The coding region runs from base 324 to 803 and encodes 159 amino acids. The record is from RefSeq and is a predicted model, not a curated record. The transcript has a single exon. Lineage: Eukaryota; Fungi; Ascomycota; Sordariomycetes; Xylariales; Hypoxylaceae.
GUAUGUAUGCUUGUUAUCAUAUAUUGUCAAAUAGGUCAAAAGAUUAAUACGUAGUGUACGUUUAGUGCUUGUGUUUUGGUAGAGUUAGGUUGGCGGAAAGGAGUUGGUUAGAUGAAAGCCAAAGCUUAACUUCACAACUCUAUACUAUAGAACUAUAAACAAUUUUAGUCUAGGUUAUCCCAAGUCGCGAGUAUAAAUUUCGUGAUAUCAUCUCAUCAUGGCUCUUGUAAAAAAAGAUUACCUAGUUGAAAUUAAAUCAACAUUCAAGCAAGUGUCGACGAACAAAUCGAAAAACUAAUAUUUUCAUACACCCAAAAGUCACGAUGCGUCUAUCACUCUUAGCAAUCCUCACCUGCAUCGCAGGCCUAACAACACCCUCACCCCUUUCCCCACCGUCAAACAACAACACCACCACGCAAGAACUCAAAGGCAUGAUUCCCGUGACAUCCAUCGAAUGCACAGCCUCCGACCUAGAACCCGACGCAACACGCAAAGCGCGCGCCGAACUCGUCAAAUGGGGAGAAGAUCACAUGGUACCCCCGAAAUGCCUCCGUCGAGCCGAAGUCAGGGACACGGUCUGGUACGUCUGCAACUGCAAACUGACGUACGCGGACCCUUUGCCCAAAGACGAGCUACAGAAAGCCGAGGAACUUCUGUUUAAGAAGUGCGGCCCGUUUCGCAGCGGCGCGGUCUGGAGCCGUGAGUGGGAUAAGAUGUAUAAGAUCCUGCCUACCGAGGUUGUCGCGAAUGUGACGUUCCCGGCGGAGAUGUGUCCCCCGGGAUGUGUCUUUCAAGAAUGCUAGAUAGGACUCCAAAAAGCUGCGCCGUAUCGCCGAGUUAGGCGGAGAAGGGAAGGACGGUCGAUUAAGAUGGAAGGUCUGGUUUUGGAGACGAUGGACAGGAUGGGAUUACGUAUUCUUGUCCUGAAGUUUUGCUUUUCUUUUCAAUAUUAUGUGAAAAAGGGGGUGGUCGCACAACAGGAAGAACUGGGAAUAUCCUUGGAUAUGGAGUGCUACAAGACGGGUGACGGGCGACGGGCGCGGGUAUCGUACAUCGAAUCCUUCACCGAGAGGCUUAGUGUCAACAGCUUUACCGGGAAGUCGGUUUGGCGUAACGUCUCACAAAAGUACUUGGAUACCUCUACAUGAUACUUAGUAGGAAAAUAUAAUUCGACAUUAUACGUGCCAAUACGUCGGGUAGUGCCGAGCGAAAAAUGGCACCUUUUGGGUUGGUAAGAGUCUGCGAGGGCGAGAAGGGCCGUG